CAAAAUCCCUCCUCCCUCUUCCCUCCUCCCUCCUCCUCCUCCUCCUCCUCCUCUCUGCCUGCCAGUAGCCCCUCUCAGGCCGCGUAGGGGAGCAUUCACACCCCGCUGUCGGCGUUUAGCGGAUGGGGCUCUCAGCUUGAGCCGGAGGGAGGAGGAGGAGAACGAUGAACGGUAACCCGUGUGCCCGCAGGCUGGCCCGGCGCUCCAAGUCCGCCCUGCUGGUGGCCGCUUUGGCCGUCCUGCUGGUCCAGACUCUCAUCGUGUGGAACUUCAGCAGCCUGGACUCUACCGGCGGGGACGGAGGCGCCAGGAGUCGGGAGAAGAGAGACGAGCGAGCCGCGGGGCUCAACAAAGCCGACAGGGAGCACCCGCGGAGGGGGCUGCACAAGAGGGGCGACCCGCCGCCGCCGCUCGGAAAGGCGGCCGUCCGGCACAAGCUGCAGGCGGAUGUUUAUCACUCCCACCGCCCUAAAGAGAAACUUCACCUGGACAGCAAUAACAAUGAGAACUCCGUCCCCAAAGACUUCGACACCAUCGACAGCAACAGCAACCUGGGAGCGCGAUCCCAACGCCAACGUGUGCCGGUCGCAAACGCCAAACACAAACUGGAUAAAGUCCAAGCGCAAGGUAUGCUGGGAAAAUCUGCAAAUGAAGUCCUCAAACACCCUCCCAUCCAACCCAGAGGGACGGGACACAAUCACAACCGCACCCACAUCCGUAAACCCCACCCGCAGCUGCCCACCGUCCCGGCGCCGGCUCAGGGCUCCAAUCAGGAUCCGCCGUUCUACCCGUCGAAGAAGGCCGCCACGGCGCUGCCGCCCAGGCUGGAGCCGAGGAAGGAGCAGCCUCAGUGCGAGAUUAACGGGAAGGAAGCCAUCUCUGCUCUGUCCAGAGCAAAGACCCGCGAGUGUCGGCAGCAGAUAGUGGAGGUCUACUGCAAACACAAAGACCGGGCGCUGAUGCCCGAGAAAGUGCCGCGCUACUGCCCCGUCGAAGGUAAGACUAAUGUGAACGUACCUUGGGAUGAGGAGCCCUCCUCGGAUUCCGCCGCUCGCCCGGCGCCGGUGCGGAUCGCCUUCGUCCUUGUCAUCCACGGCCGAGCCUCGCGUCAGUUCCGGCGUCUCUUCAAAGCCAUCUACCACACCUCCCACUACUACUACAUCCACGUAGACCAGAGGUCCAAUUACCUCCACCGAGAGGUGUCGCUGCUGGCCAGCCAGUACCCGAACGUUCGGGUGACUUCCUGGCGGAUGUCCACCAUCUGGGGCGGGGCCAGCCUGUUGACCAUGUACCUGCGCAGCAUGGAAGACCUUCUCAAAAUGUCCGACUGGUCCUGGGACUUCUUCAUCAACCUCAGCGCUGCGGACUACCCCAUCAGGACCAAUGAACAGCUGGUGUCUUUUCUGUCCAAAUACCCCAACAUGAACUUCAUCAAGUCUCACGGCAGAGACAACGCACGUUUCAUCCGUAAACAGGGUCUGGACCGUCUCUUCUACGAGUGUGACACCCACAUGUGGCGCCUCGGGGACCGAAAGAUCCCAGAGGGCAUCGCGGUGGACGGAGGCUCCGAUUGGUUCCUGCUCAACCGGGUCUUUGUGGAUUAUGUGGUGAACUCCCGAGACGAGCUGGUCAGCAGCAUGAAGCGCUUCUACGCCUACACACUGCUGCCUGCCGAGUCAUUUUUCCACACCGUGCUGGAGAACAGCGCCCACUGUGAGUCCAUGGUAGACAACAACCUGCGGCUCACCAACUGGAACCGCAAACUGGGAUGUAAAUGCCAGUACAAGCACAUUGUGGACUGGUGCGGCUGCUCGCCCAACGACUUCAAGCCCUCCGAUCUGCCGCGCUUCCAGCAAGUGUCCAGACCCACCUUCUUCGCCCGGAAGUUCGAGGCCAGCGUCAGCCAGGAGAUCAUCAGCCAGUUGGACUCCUACCUGUUCGGAGCGUACGCCUCAGGCACGCCGGGCCUCCAGGCCUACUGGGAAAACGCUUAUGAGCAGGAGACGGACGGCCCCGCCAGCCUGUCGGACUCCUCGCUCAGCCACUACCACGCCUUCGCUCGUAUGGGACUGAGCCGCGCCGCCGGCUCGCUGCAGGGCCAUCCCAACGACAACAGCUGCAGGUACGUGGCCAUGAGCCACCCGGUGUCGGUCCACCUCUACUUCCUGUCCGACCAGUUCCAAGGAUACCUGGUGCGUCACAUGGCCACCAACAGAGCUUCCACCCAGCUGGAGAGCCUGGAGACCUGGGUGACACCCAGAGACCACUUCACCCUGGCCAGCCCCCCCUUCCCCAACAACCGCCUGCAGCACGUCCAGGUGGGGAUGGACUGGGAUCCUAAGGAGCGUCUCUUCAGGAACUGGGGUGGUUUGCUGGGACCGGAGGACGAGCCGGUGGCCGUGCAGCGCUGGAGCCGAGGCCAGAGCAACCUGACGGCCACCGUGGUGUGGAUCGACCCCACCAACGUCAUCGCGGCGACCUACGACAUCCUGGUGGAUGCCUCCGCCGAGGUCACCCACUACCGGCCACCUCUCACCUCGCCGCUGAGGCCCGGCGUGUGGACGCUGAGGGUGCUGCACCACUGGACCCCGCUGGGCCAGACCAGCUUCAUCGUGGCUCCGCUGGAGUUCCACCGACAACAGCCGAUACAGCAAGAAGCGUCUCUGCGGCUGCACGGCGGCCCGGCCAGGAACUCCUACAUGGAGCAGAGUUUCCACGGUCUCAACCCGGUGCUGCAGCUGCCGGUGAGCUUGGGCGCCGUGGAGGAGGCCGAGGCCAACGCCAGCCUGACUGGGGCGCCGCUGCGUCGCUGGCUGGACCGUCUGCUGGAGGGCCACUGGUCCGCCGCGGACGUGUGCUCGACGGGCCCCAGCGCCUGUCCGGUCAUGCAGCGAUGCCGCCUCACCGCCUGGAGCUCCGCCAGCCCCGAUCCCAAGUCUGAACUGACCCCGCCCAGAGAGAACGGACGGAUCAGGUAGCAGACGGACGGACUGAGGGAGGAGAGGAACACAUGAAGGAAGGCGUGGGGCUCAUGUCCUGUUUAGUGUCUGAUAUUUAUUUAUUUAAAAGUUUGUGAACGAUGAUGGCGAGGUGGGAGAGAAAGGAAACGAUGGGACGAACUUUGGAGGCAGCGACGGGAAGAAGAGACUCAGAUGUUGAGGGGAAGAAAAAAAAAAUCCUCCUUCAGUCUUCAUUCAGUCUGCUGCUCUCACUGUUACGUGGGACUACAAAGCUGUAUGUCAGAAGAACUUUAUACCUCUUGUUGUACGAGUGUUUCCCUGGAUCAGGACGUGUGUGAGUGUGUGUGAGUGUGAGUUUUACAUGUUCAGAUGCUGAAAACAAACGCGGUUGCUCAUUUUUAGGCCUGUUAUUUUGACAAAGCUUUGAUCAGGGGUUAGUUGGGGUUCAGUUUCAUGAGAUAAAUAGUUUUUUUAUUCUGCUUGUAUUUUAUUUACAGAAAAACUUUUCAAAACAAGAUCAGAGUUUAAUCCACGGCUAUGCGGUUUUCUCAGUCAUAGUUCUCAAAACUCACAGAAACAUCCUGGAAAAUAAUUAGUUGCCUAGAAAACUUUUUUUUUUUUAAAAAAAGGUGCAACAAAAUGACAUCGAGGUUGCACAAAUGUUCAUCCUCUAAUAUGUAUUUUGUCAGGUGUCCUCAGUGUUUUCUGGCUCGUCUACUUGUGAACCCUCCUCGUUGCUGGUUGUGACCAUUUCAACCAUAAAAACGACAUCUUUCUUCAUUUAAAUUGAAUCAUUUUCAGAUGUCUGAAGAGAUGUACGAUUAAUUUUCAGUUCACCAGAUAAAAAGAAAAGAUUUGAUGAGAGGAAAGACGUCCUGUUCCGUUCAUCAUCACAUGACCUCCAGGUCAGGAACCAUUUCCUUAGUGAAGUCACCUGACACAAAUUGGCAAAAACUUUUAAAAUUUAUAAUUGAUGUUUUGUGUAGCUCACAAUCUGUUUUCAAUGUUAUUAUGUAUAAUUGUUCACCAGAAAAAAAUCCCAAACAAGUAUUUGUUGAAGAGCAGAAACUAUUAUCUUAUUUCCUUAAGACAACAUUCUGUGUAACGACCUUUGUUUUGGUUUUUUUUUGCUCUGACGCCUCAUCGGCUGAGAGUCAAUUAUCCAGAAAUAAUUCAAGGUUUGAUAUUUUGAGAUAAUAUCCAGAAAGGUUGAGUCAAGAGUAACUGGUAUAUUUGAGAUAAUGCUGUAAUUAAAUCUCGGGGUUAACAAGCCUCGUUAGUUUCUUUGAGAUAAGAUUCCUCAGCUGUGAUUCAGAGAUAACGGGUCUAAAAAAAAAAAAAAAAAAAAAAAGCUAUUAGCAACCACAGACCUUCUCAUGCGGAGCCGCGCUGGUGUCGGGGAGGAAAAAAUUCACAUAAAUCAUUCCUGUAAAAUGACUAAUUUCUGAGCUCAAUAUACUUAUUUAAUUCCUUCUAAUUUGGUUAUUUGUUUGUUUGAAUUAGAAAGUUAACUUUACCCUCAACAGAAGCUUUAGCGGCAUGAACUUGUAAAAAAAAAAAGGAAUUAAAAAAACUUGUAGAUUUGACUUUUUGAAAAGGUUUAUAAGCUGUAAUUAACUUUAUUAAUGUUUCUAUUUCCAAACCAUUUACUUACAACAUGUUUACAACUAUUAACACUGACUAUUAACAAGCUGCUUCAUCAAUAACUAAUAUUUCUAUUAAGUCAACAUGUCUGCAGUCAUUAAUUAAAAGGGUUAUUGGUUUCUUAACUGGUAACCCAGAAGAUGUUCUUAUCAAUGAGUUUAUAACUGAUCUAUAAAACUGGACUCAUCUAUUUAUUAACAAUUAAUAUAUCCAUUAAUUACAGUUUAUAAUCUUUGUUUUAUUAGAACGUGGUCCCAAAAUAUGAAUACAUGAAGGUAAAAAUACAAGUCCUGCAUUCAAAAUUUUACUCAAAUUACCUUUUAAAGUACUUAAAGUACUUCUUUUACAGAAUGGAUCCUUUAUGUAUCAGUACAUGUAUUAUAUUAUUGGAUUAUUAUUAUUAUUAUUAUUAUUGAUGGAAGCAGCAAGUUAAUGAAGCUCGUUGAGGCGGAGCUGACUUUAGUUUAAUCUACAUCUAUUCUGAUAAUCGAUUAAUCGUUUUAGUCAUAAAGACCAACAUUUGCAUCAUUAAUUGAAUAUUUUGGACAAAACAAAACAUUUGAAGACGUCACCUUCAACUGUCGGAACAUUUCACUUAUCUGACAUUUUUAUGAACUAAACGAUGAAUCGAUAAUGAGAAUAAUUGUGAGCUGCAGCCCUGAAAGAGCAGCAUGUUUUACCAGCUGCUCCUCUUGUUUUGUAUGUAAAAUGUGAAUCUGCAAAGCUGUCAGAUAAAUGUAGUGAAGUGCAAUAUUUUCUUCUGAAUA
Messenger RNA from Thunnus maccoyii (southern bluefin tuna), 5371 nucleotides. Its product is annotated as xylosyltransferase 1-like. The coding region runs from base 165 to 2978 and encodes 937 amino acids. NCBI's taxonomy places the organism in Eukaryota, Metazoa, Chordata, Actinopteri, Scombriformes, Scombridae. Gene Ontology annotation, cellular component: membrane. The transcript is spliced from 11 exons. The record is from RefSeq and is a predicted model, not a curated record. Gene Ontology annotation, molecular function: protein xylosyltransferase activity. Gene Ontology annotation, biological process: chondroitin sulfate proteoglycan biosynthetic process; heparan sulfate proteoglycan biosynthetic process.